ACCGUUUUGCAACGUGGUGUGAUUGUUUGGCUUCCGAUUUCUCCUUUUCGAUGCGCGAUGGUUUCCACCAGAUUUUGUACACUGGGAAGACAUGGAGUGCACCUCCAGCUCUGCUCAUUGUUUGGUGAAUUAGUUUUCGAGCUAGUUUCUUAAGGCUGCUGUUGCUUCUACUGCACCUGACUCGAUUCGUUAGCUGCAGUCGUGGUCGUGUGGUGCAUUAUUAAGGGCUUUGUUAAUGAACCGAGGCCGGAGAGGGAAUUUGCCUCAAGUUUAAGUUGCCAUAUUAACAUCGGGGAUUCCGUGCUGCCCGCCAUCGUGGCUUUGUGCCCUUUUGGCUCUUCUUUGUUAUACACGUCACUCCAGCUCCAACUUUAGUGUACUGUUGGCAAGCGAACCGAUCGAAAGCAUAGCUUUUUUGCUGCUGCUCCAAAAUUGCUCGUGAAACUAGAACCAAGUUAAUCAACAGCUCAAUUGACGUACUAUUAUUUUGGAGGAACACAUCGUCUUAGAGACAGGUCACAAGAUGACCGCCCGCCGGAUUUGAUUAUCCCUCGCUUCUCUCUAAGCAAUGUCACUGCUAGAUUGGGACAGUCCCCUUAGCAUCGUAGCGUUUGCCGUUACAUCCGUAGCCGUUCUACUAUCACUGGUCAAGUACUACUUGUACGUUACCUGCGGAAAGCUCACAACUAGCCGAAACAUGGAAGGAAAAACCGUCAUCAUCACCGGCGCCAACUCGGGCAUUGGCAAGGAAACUGCCCGGGAUUUGGCCAAACGCGGUGCUCGCGUCAUCAUGGCCUGCCGGAACAUGGAAACGGCCAAGGAGGCUCGAGAGGAAAUUAUGGGCGAAACCAACAACAAUAACCUCAUCCUGAAAAAUAUCGACGUCAGCUCUCUGGCCUCCGUCCGUAAAUUCGCCCAGGACAUCAUCGCCACGGAACCAGUCAUCGACGUCAUGAUCCACAACGCCGGAGUGGCGCAAGGCUUCAACAACAAAUCAACCGCUGACAACCUCGAGUUCACGAUGGCCACCAACUGCUUCGGGCCAUUCCUGCUGAGUCACCUGCUCAUCGAUCUGAUCAAAAAGUCCGACCAGGGUCGCAUCAUCUUCGUGUCCUCCAAACUGUACCGAUUAGGGUACAUCCGGCGCGACCUGAGCAACCUGAACCCGCUCAAGUACUUCUCGCUGUUCCCGGUGCAACUCUACAACCAGUCCAAAUUCGUCGAGAUCAUGUACACCCAGGAGAUGGCCCGUCGUCUGGCCGGAACGCGCAUCACGGUCAACGCCCUGCACCCGGGAGUGGUGGACACCGGAAUCUGGCGAAAUGUCCCCUUCCCGCUGAGCAUACCCUUCAAGCCGAUCCAGAUGUGCUUCCGGACGCCGAAGGAGGGAGCCCGCUGUACCGUGUACGCUACUAUCACCCCAGAACUGGAGACUGUUAGUGGCAAAUACUUCCGCGGAUGCAAGAUCGAGGAGCUGCACAGCCGAGUUGAGAACAAGGAGAUGCAGCAAAAGGUGUGGGAGAAGACUUGCGAGUUGGUGCGGUUGACACCGGAAGAUCCUAAGAUUUGAGCAAAUUGGGAGGAUCGUUAGGGGCGAUUUUUCGGGUUCUGAUACUUCAUCAUUACACUUUCUCUCAGGUUCUAUGCCAUAAAAUGGUACAAACAGUGAACAAUUUUCUUCUAAUAAAUAAGAUUUAAAAAUUUU
Molecule: messenger RNA, 1705 nt
Organism: Culex pipiens pallens (northern house mosquito)
Lineage: Eukaryota; Metazoa; Arthropoda; Insecta; Diptera; Culicidae
Product: retinol dehydrogenase 14
Exons: 4
Coding region: 569-1570 (333 amino acids)
Source: RefSeq, a predicted model, not a curated record